Messenger RNA from Blepharisma stoltei, 304 nucleotides. NCBI's taxonomy places the organism in Eukaryota, Ciliophora, Heterotrichea, Heterotrichida, Blepharismidae. The record is from the annotation of a GenBank genome assembly.
AUGCGCAUCCUCAAGAUUUUUUCCCUUCCUCAAGGCCCAAACAUUGCUAGCCUCCCUGAUGUAAUAUUUAAGAAAAAGGAUUGAAUCGCCACGCUAUAUAUUAUGAUGAAAAGAUGCCACCUAUUAGAAGCAUAUAGGGUUUUACCUUGUGUAGCCCUAUAAAGGUAAUGAUUCCACCGGGAAUCUGCUCUCUUAUAGGGCUCCUCAAGGUAAAGCCCUAUACUACGUGAGGGUAAGCCAAUUUCUGAGGCUAGCUAUCUUGCAGCUGAGUUGGCUCUUGGAAAAAAUAGCCCGGCUUCUCUAA